Musa acuminata AAA Group (dessert banana) is the source of this 1323-nucleotide messenger RNA. RefSeq lists its product as uncharacterized. The record is from RefSeq and is a predicted model, not a curated record. The transcript has a single exon. The coding region runs from base 1 to 1323 and encodes 440 amino acids. Lineage: Eukaryota; Viridiplantae; Streptophyta; Magnoliopsida; Zingiberales; Musaceae.
AUGACAGGCCUGCGCCCCUCCAAGUUCUUUUGGUCGCUCGUAGAGCGACCCCCCGUCGCGGUCCCCGAGAUGCUCCAACGUGCCAGUCAGUUCAUCGCCGCGGAGACUUGGAUGUCUGGAAGGCGGGAGGAACACAAAAAGGUCAAGACAGAACCGCCCCGACAGCAACAACCCGCCGCCUCUCGGCGAAAGUUGGACAGACCCGACCCGAGGCCUCCUCUUCCCGCCUUGAAUUCGUCCCGGACUGAAAUAUUUCUACACGAAAAGGGGAAGGGACUGCUCAAGGACCCUCGCCCGAUGAGGAACCCGCGGGAGCUCGUGGACCGAUCAAGAUAUUAUCGAUUUCAUCGGCAGCACGGGCACAACACUGAGCAAUGCUACGAGCUGAAGAGGCAAAUCGAGGAGCUUAUCCUCAGAGGUCACCUUGGCCGGUACCUCCGGCCGAACAAAGAGCAGUCGCCUCGCCCAGAAGGUCCCGUCGAGCAGCACAUCGAUGUGAUAGCCGGGGGCCUCGCAUCAGGGGGAGGUUCCAUGUCGGGCAGGAAGGCGUAUGCCCGAGCCGCGCCUGACGAAGCCUCGGGGCACGAGCCGGAGCCCGAGAUCACCUUCCCAACCGGAGCUACUGAGCGACCCGACCACGACGACGCUUUGGUAAUAUCAGCCAGGGUAGCCAACGCACAGAUGAGGAGGAUCAUGGUUGACACGGGGAGCUCGGCCGACGUACUCUACUUCGACGCCUUUCAAAAGCUGGGCUUGGUCAGGGAGAAUCUGAGCCCGAUGUGCUCGGCGCUCACCGGUUUCACGGGAGAUUCAAUAUCACCCCUGGGGGCCAUUACUUUGCCCCUGACUUUGGGGACCCCACCGAAGUCAAAGACUGUGAUGGCCACUUUUCUGGUGGUCGACCUUCCUACCGCCUACAAUGCCAUACUCGGUCGGCCGACCCUCAACAAGGUUAGAGCGGUCGUCUCGACCUACUACCAGACCAUUAAAUUCCCAACUCACGCUGGAGUCGGGGAAGCUACGGGAAGCCCCCGAGAAUCCAGGCGGUGCUACCUUACCGCCGUAUCAUUGGGCAAGAGAGCCAGGACCAAAUCGCCCCUGGAAGAUCCGCGGGAAAAGAAGAAAUUGACUCCCCAUCCCGAGCCGACGGGGUCCACCGUUGACAUUCCUUUGCAAGAAGCUCGGUCGGACCAGACCGUGAAGAUCGGAUCGGAACUACCAGAGCGGGAACGAGAGCAGCUCGUCGGUCUCCUACGGGAAAAUGCCGACGUCUUCGCAUGGUCCCCAUCGGACAUGACGGGCGUGUUGAAUCUCGUAUUUUGA